AUGCAAAAGGUGCUGCAGCCGUCCCCUGUUUCCUCCAGACCGAAGAGGCUGGGCAGGGGGCUGGCGACAAAGGCAGCGACACUCUGGAGGCAGCGCAGGAGGCCGGCGUCAGAGGCGAGGCCAGGCUGGGAACCGGUGUCCAAACAACCGGGCUUGGUACUGGUAACAAGACAACCGGGCUGGGAACCAGCACAACCAGGCUUAAUACCAGUAACUGGACCACCGGGGCCUGGAGUUGGCUGGUUCACCAACGUAGCAGUUGUUGGUUUGACUACCGACGAGGGACAAGGAGCAGGUGUGGGUCAGCCCACCGACGGAGAAUCUGGAGAAGGAGUCAGUCGGACCACUGACGAAGCAGGUGUUGGUCGGAACAAUGACGAAGCAGUUGUCGGUCGCAACACCGACGGAGGAUUAGGACCAGAAGUUGGUCGGCCCACUGAUAGAGCCGCUGCUGGUCGGCCCACCGAGCUUACUCGCUGCUGUCCAGUGCUGUGGAGGUGCGGAGGUCUGGCUAUCCGGCAUCUAAAAAUGGAGCUGCAUGGCGUUGUAGAGAUAGUGCUGCCCUCCAAAGAUGGAGCUGAAAAUAAGAGUUGCCUCUAUCCUGACUCACAGGCCAUCAUUUAUCUGUCAGUCAACGAUCUACUUGGAAACACUAUCGUUGUGCCCCGUUUGCUUGUAGACUUGUUGAGGCCUCCCUCUGAACGCCUCAUCAGUUAUUAUGAGUGUGUGGUCCAAGCUUUCACAACACACAUGUCUAGUACCGCUGUUCACACUGCGCUCAUGAUUAUGGCCUUUGACAGAUAUGUGGCCAUCUGCUAUCCCCUGCGCUAUGCUGCCAUAAUGACCAACAAGAUGCUGAUCAAGCUGACAGUUUCUGCCUGGGGAGUGGCCUUUGUUCUGGUGGGGAUUCUUCUCGGUCUGACCAUACGGCUGAACCGAUGCAGGACUCUGAUCGAAAGCUCUUACUGUAACAAUGCUGCACUGUUUAAACUCUCCUGUGAGAAUGUUUCUAUUAAUAACAUCUAUGGCCUCACUUUCACUGUGGUCCUGUUCACAGGUUCAAUAGGCAGCAUUGUUCUCACCUACACCAAGAUUACAGUAGUCUGUCUGACCAGUAAGAACAAGUCUUUGAACAGUAAAGCCUUGAAGACCUGCAGCACUCACCUGGUUGUGUAUCUGAUCAUGCUGAUCAGUGGAUUUGUUGUCAUUAUUUUGCACCGUUUCCCUCAGUACUCGGACUACAGAAAGCUCUGUGCCAUUGUGUUUGUUAUUGUCCCUAGCAUCCUCAACCCUAUUAUUUAUGGCAUGCAGUCCAAAGAGAUCCGAACAUUUUUGUCUAAGUUCUUUGAGUCUAAGACGAUUUUGCCGUCAUAA
Molecule: messenger RNA, 1374 nt
Organism: Micropterus salmoides (largemouth bass)
Lineage: Eukaryota; Metazoa; Chordata; Actinopteri; Centrarchiformes; Centrarchidae
Product: olfactory receptor 52Z1-like
Exons: 4
Coding region: 1-1374 (457 amino acids)
Biological process (GO): G protein-coupled receptor signaling pathway
Cellular component (GO): membrane
Molecular function (GO): olfactory receptor activity
Source: RefSeq, a predicted model, not a curated record